AAAGAAGAAUAGAUGUAAUCUUGUCAUCACAUGACGUUUCAAUUUAUGUUGUGAUUUGUCAAAUUUUUAAUUAAAUUCCUCAGUUCACAUUUUUCAUAUCCCUGUAAAUUUAGGUUAUUUAUAAAUAUAUAUGUAGAAAUUAUUUAAUGAAAAGAUGAGUACGAAAGCGAAAACAGUAGAGAGAAAUGGAGCUGCCAAAUCCAAUUUGCCAUCAGUGUGGACUAGAGCUUUUACAUCAAACUCAGAAUGGCCAGAUAAGGAAGAAUUUUUGGAUGUCAUAUACUGGUACAGACAAAUAUUAGGUAUAAUACUAGGAAUAAUUUGGGGACUAAUACCUUUAAAGGGCUUGCUAGGACUGAUGCUAUUUGCCCUCAUAAAUGCAGGUAUAAUGUAUUUCUACUUUAAUAGUUUUCAAAAUGUUGAUGAAGAUGAGUAUGGAGGAGCCUGGGAAUUAACAAAAGAAGGAUUUAUGACUUCUUUUGCAGGGUUUUUGGUUACAUGGAUAAUCAUUUAUUCCGGACUAUAUUAUGAAGUAGACAAAUUUUCAUAAAGAUUUCCUUCAUUUUUCAUUCCAACCCAAUAAUUUAUAAUAUCAGCCUUUUUUAAAUUUGCAAAAUUUUUGUAAUAGUGACCAUUGUAGAAACUGUAUCAAUUUAGAAAAAGAAGAGGUAGCAAUUUUUUACCUAUUUCCAGUUUUAAAUAAGAUAUUACAAUCAGUGGAUAUAAGAUUUUCCUACUCGACUGAUUACCUGUUAUGGAUAUGAAAAUAUAUUGUUUUUAAUAAACUCAUUUUCUUUAUAA
Messenger RNA from Diabrotica virgifera virgifera (western corn rootworm), 801 nucleotides. RefSeq names its product respirasome Complex Assembly Factor 1. The record is from RefSeq and is a predicted model, not a curated record. Gene Ontology annotation, biological process: mitochondrial respirasome assembly. The transcript has 4 exons. Lineage: Eukaryota; Metazoa; Arthropoda; Insecta; Coleoptera; Chrysomelidae. Bases 155 to 550 code for a protein of 131 amino acids.